AUGGCUCUCUCAACAUCACACCCUUGCGGCCCCUUAGUCUUCCAUCCAAGCAGCCGACGCAGACACCGCCGCGACUACCCCUCGGACUCGGACACAGACUCGACGUACUCCUCCUCCUCCAGCGACGAUAGCGCAAACCACAUCUCCUACCCCCACCGCCACCGCCGCAGGAGGUGGCACUGGCCGCGCAGCGUGCUCGGUUAUCCAUCCUGGGGAGGAGGCCUGAUAGCAGGUCCAGCGGCUCCGGGGCUCGUCCCCGCGGCGACGGUGAUCCCGCAGCAGCUGCAGCCGCAGACACAGCCGCAGCCCCGCCGCUAUGGGUACCGCCGGUUCCACUAUCAGGGCGGCGAGCGUGCGCGCAGGGAGUGUGGGCGUGGCCAGGGCCAGGGCCAAGGCCAUCAUCACCACCACCAGCACCACCACCGGCGCGUUCGUUCACCGCGGCGAUGUAUCCUCCCGCGCUUCGGGCGGUGGCUGAUCGGGGACCCGCCCGAGCCGCGGCGGUGGUGUGACCACCACGGCGGCGGCUGCUGCGACGAGGGGUGUGGCGCUGAGGUGACGCCGACGAUGCAUCACGAGGACGAGUACUGGGGGCCCGGGGACCACCCUUCCGAGCCAUGGCAAGCCCACGCUGACGAGCUUGAAACCACCGCACAGCGCAACGGCACCAUCCCCAGCUGGGCUUACGGCCCAGACGGCACCCGCCACUCGCCGUGGCGCUACGGCGGGCCCACCAACACCACCAACGGCGGAAACCCAGAACUCGGCCCGGGCGGGACCAUCGAGGAGGUAGAAGAAGGCGGGACAGCCCCGGCCCUACCCAACACGACUACCACCGCGGCAGCAGUUCCUGUGCCCGUCCCCGUCGCCGCCACCGCGGCAGGCAUGCUGCCCGCGAGCCCCUACGACGCGCCGCACACGCACUUCCACCUCGACAACGACAACGACGGCGACGGCAGGGGGAGGAGCAGUAGAAGAAGACGAUACGGGCACAGGCACAGCCGGCACGACGGCGUCCUGGGGCUCGUCGAGCUGGAGCGGCGCCGCGACAGCGAGCGGCAAAUGGCGGACGUGGACGCGAGCCACCGGCGUGAGGCGGCGCUGAUGGGGCUGGUGGACCGGGAGCGGGAGCGGGACCGCGGGGGCGGCCACCGCGCGGGGCUGGACAUCCUGGGCUUGCUGGAGGGGGAGCUGGAGAGGCGGCUGCGGGAGGAGUGGCGGGAUGAUGUGGCUAGGCGGGAUACUGGUGGAUGGGAGGGCGCUUUUGAUGCGCUGAGCAGGCGGGUGGAUCAGAUGGUGCUUUUAGGUCGGGAGGGGGGCUCGUCUGAGACUGGCAGGGAGAGGGGGAGGGGGGAGGAGAGAAGAAAGAAGAACAGCAUUGGUGCUUCUUCUUCGGCGGGAAAGAGGGCGCCGGUGGUCAAGUUCACCAAGGACAGCAACAGCGAUGGCCCGGUCGACAGCAGCAACAAUGCCAGCACCGGCCCUCGGUCGCCCAAGGGCGUGGCUGCGGGCGGGAACAUUAUUUUCAGCCGCGAGGGAGGGAGUGCGGACGGGGAUGAGGAUGCUGAUAGCGAUGGGACAAGCGGGGAUUCAUCAGCGGCCGGUGGGCGAGGCGUGAGACGAAGAGGCCGUGCUCGAGGAGGGAAGGGUCACCAUCGACUUCUGUAG
This is a messenger RNA of Diaporthe amygdali, 1668 nucleotides long. RefSeq lists its product as uncharacterized. Bases 1 to 1668 code for a protein of 555 amino acids. The record is from RefSeq and is a predicted model, not a curated record. Lineage: Eukaryota; Fungi; Ascomycota; Sordariomycetes; Diaporthales; Diaporthaceae. The transcript has 2 exons.